Molecule: messenger RNA, 630 nt
Organism: Ilyonectria robusta
Lineage: Eukaryota; Fungi; Ascomycota; Sordariomycetes; Hypocreales; Nectriaceae
Exons: 3
Coding region: 1-630 (209 amino acids)
Source: RefSeq, a predicted model, not a curated record
AUGGGUCCUCGCCUUGCCUGCUUGUCUGCCUUGCCUUGCCUUGCCUUGCCUGUGCUGCGUAAGGAUACGGCUCCCAGGAUACCUACGGCUCCAGGAUACGGUUCUGGGUCAUGGUCCCGAGACAUUGGCCGCCCCCGUCUCUCCAAUCUCCAAUCUCCAAUCCCCAAUCUCCAGGGCCAGGAGGAUCUGGCAUGGCCGAUGGUCCCGUCCCCAGCGUCACGGUCCGGCCCAGCGCGGCGGCCCAUACCUAAAACCACCAGCCACGUAGACCUCCCAAGCACCGGUCCCAUCAACCCAUUGGACUCGCCCGUCGACGGUGGCCACACCCCCCGUCCACCCUCAACCGGCUCCGCGGUAACGGGUUAUAGCCCAGCCCUCAGCCCUGGGACUGCCAGAGGGGAUCCAGCCUCCAGGAAAUCCCGAAGGCUUGGCCCAGGGUCUGUGUCUCCCACGGUGACGGGAUCCAUCGAAACCCUGGGCCUGCACAGGGCAGCGGGCAGCGGGCAGCGGAUGGACCCAUGCACGCCGCCAUCAACGGUGCGAGCCGAAGCCGGAGAAAAUGAAUCUAAAACGAGGGCCGACGGCAAGCUUAGAGCUAGAGUGCCGCCUCCCUUCCUCUCACGAGUCUAG